Messenger RNA from Saccostrea echinata, 1385 nucleotides. Its product is annotated as elongation factor 1-gamma-like. The record is from RefSeq and is a predicted model, not a curated record. The transcript has 11 exons. Gene Ontology annotation, biological process: translational elongation. Gene Ontology annotation, cellular component: cytoplasm; nucleus. NCBI's taxonomy places the organism in Eukaryota, Metazoa, Mollusca, Bivalvia, Ostreida, Ostreidae. Gene Ontology annotation, molecular function: translation elongation factor activity. Bases 33 to 1307 code for a protein of 424 amino acids.
UUUUCACUUUGCAUUUCCUUUUCCUAUGUGCAAUGGCGUCUGGGACCCUGUUUACAUAUCCCGACAACUUCAGAGCCUUUAAGGCUCUAAUUGCUGCCAAAUAUAGCGGAGCAGACGUGAAAGUCUCACCCGGCUUCAAAUUCGGGGAAACCAACAAGUCCAAAAGCUUUUUGGAAAAGUUCCCACUGGGAAAGGUUCCAGCUUUUGAAUCAGCAUCUGGAGAUUGCCUGUUUGAAAGUGAUGCCAUUGCACAAUAUGUAUCCAAUGCACAGCUGAUAGGAGCCAAUGCCAGAGAUGCAGCCUUUGUGCAACAGUGGAUUCAUUUUGCCGAGAACGAAAUUCUGCCAGCAUUAUGCACAUGGGUUUAUCCAUGUCUUGGAAUCAUACAAUACAACAAACAGGAAACAGAGAAAGCUAAAGAACAGAUUAAAAAGGCACUUGGAUUAUUAAAUGGAUAUUUAUCAAAACGUACUUUCUUAGUGGGGGAGAGGAUUUCACUUGCUGACAUUGCCGUUGUUUGUGAUCUGCUUCUUCUUUACAAGCAUGUGUUGGAUCCAUCUUUCCGGUCCUCCUUUGUCCAUACCAAUAGAUGGUUCACCACUCUCAUCAACCAGCCCCAGUUUUCUGCUGUGAUAGGACCUUUCCAGAUGUGUACAAAAAUGGCUGAAUUUGAUUCUAAAAAGUAUGCUGAACUGCAUGGCCAGCAGGGAGGUGGUGGAAAGAAAGAAAAAAAGGAAAAACAACCUAAACAGGAAAAGCAGGCACCUAAGAAGAAAGAAAAAGAACCUGAACCAGAAGAAGAAGAUGAGCCCAAACCAAAGGAAUCAAAGGAUCCAUUUGCCUCAUAUCCCAAGGGAACAUUUAAUAUGGAUGAAUUCAAAAGGGAGUAUUCUAACAAGGAUACAUUGACAGAGGCAUUGCCAUACUUCUGGAAGAACUUUGACAAGGAAAACUUUUCUAUUUGGUUUAGUGAAUAUAAGUAUAAUAAUGAGUUGAGCAGAAUCUUCAUGACAGCAAAUCUUGUUGGAGGAAUGUUUCAACGAUUGGAAAAACUAAGGAAAAAUGCAUUUGCAAGUGUGUGUGUGUUUGGUGAAGAUAACAACAAUUCUAUAUCUGGAAUAUGGGUUUGGAGAGGACAUGACCUUGCCUUUGAGCUUUCACCAGACUGGCAAAUAGACUAUGAAAGUUACAACUGGACUAAGUUAAAUCCUGAUGAUGAGAAAACAAAGAAGCUUGUGAAGGAGUAUUUUGCCUGGGAGGGUGAUUUUGAUGGGAAAAAAUUUAACCAAGGCAAAAUUUUCAAGUAGACAUUGAACUGGAAAAUGCUGACACUGAACUGGAAAAUGUUGUUGACUAUUUAAAAAUGAACGUCUGGUGCAACAAAA